CUCUUUUCCUCUCCAAAACCCUACAACGCACAACGCCCGAGUAGAUUGAGAAACAGAGAGAAAAUGGCCGGCGAAGAUUCCAACGGCGAUAGUGGUAGCCGCCGUCCGGCGGAGUCUUCGUCAUCUUCCGAUCAUAGAAAUGGCAAUCCACCGUCUACUCCUGAUUCUCCGACGUCAGUAGGAUUCAACACCGAUCAGCUUCCUUUCAACACUAGCCAAAACUACUCUGAAGAGGAUGAAGCCUCUGUUGAUCCUGAUAUCAUCAGAGACGAUCCAGAAGAUGCUGACAUGGAAGAGGAAGACGGAGAAGACCUUUUCAACGACAAUUAUCUCGAUGACUAUCAGAGGAUGGGUGAGGCUGACCAGUACGAGUCGCUCGGAUUGGAUGAUUCCAUGGUGGAUGAAAGAGAUCUGGAUCAAAUCAUGGCAGAUCGUCAGGCUGCUGAAGUGGAACUUGACAAUAGAGAUGUACAUGUCUCUAACCGCAAGCUUCCUCAACUUCUUCAUGAUCAAGAUACUGAUGAUGACAACUAUAGGCCAUCAAAAAGGACUAGAGCUGAUUUCAGAAGGAAUUUUGAUGAUACUGAUGCAAUGCCAAGUUCACCAGGGGCAUCACAACGAGUAAACUCCAGCCAGGAUGUGCCAAUGACUGAUCAAACUGAUGAUGAUCCCUAUGAGGAUGAUGAAAAUGAUGAAGGGGAGUUUGAGAUGUACAGGGUUCAGGGAACACUUAGGGAAUGGGUAACUAGAGAUGAAGUCCGGCGUUUCAUUGCGAAGAAGUUCAAGGAAUUCUUACUCACAUAUGUAAACCCAAAAAAUGAACAUGGGGACUUUGAAUAUCUUCGACAGAUCAAUGAGAUGGUAUCAGUUAAUAAAUGCAGCCUUGAGAUUGAUUACAAACAAUUCAUAUAUGUCCAUCCCAAUAUUGCCAUCUGGCUGGCAGAUGCACCACAAUCCGUCCUUGAAGUGAUGGAAGAAGUUGCCAACAAAGUUGUCUUUGAUCUUCAUCCCAACUAUAAGCAAAUUCAUCAGAAAGUCUAUGUAAGGAUUACCAACUUACCAGUUUAUGAUCAGAUUCGUAAUAUAAGGCAGAUCCAUUUGAACACCAUGAUUCGUAUUGGUGGAGUCGUUACCCGGCGAUCUGGUGUCUUUCCCCAAUUGCAACAAGUGAAAUAUGACUGUAACAAAUGUGGAGCAGUAUUGGGUCCUUUUUUCCAGAACUCAUACUCAGAAGUCAAGGUUGGUUCUUGCCCAGAGUGUCAGUCAAAAGGACCAUUCAGUGUCAAUGUUGAGCAGACAAUAUACAGGAACUAUCAGAAACUGACACUACAAGAAAGCCCAGGAAUUGUGCCAGCUGGUCGGCUUCCUAGAUACAAGGAAGUGAUACUGUUGAAUGAUCUUAUUGAUUGUGCCCGACCAGGAGAAGAGAUAGAAGUCACAGGAAUCUACACUAACAACUUUGACUUGUCCCUGAAUACCAAGAAUGGGUUUCCUGUCUUUUCUACCGUGAUUGAAGCAAAUUAUGUUACAAAAAAGCAAGACCUCUUUUCAGCUUACAAGCUAACUCAGGAGGACAAAGAAGAAAUUGAAAAGCUGGCCAAAGACCCUCGGAUUGGAGAACGAAUAUUCAAGUCCAUUGCCCCGUCAAUUUAUGGUCAUGAAGACAUAAAGACUGCCAUAGCUCUUGCAAUGUUUGGGGGACAAGAGAAAAAUGUUGAAGGGAAACACAGACUGAGAGGAGACAUAAAUAUUCUCCUGCUAGGUGAUCCAGGCACUGCAAAAUCACAGUUCCUCAAGUAUGUCGAGAAGACGGGACAACGAGCCGUCUAUACAACUGGAAAAGGAGCAUCUGCUGUAGGGCUUACAGCAGCAGUACACAAGGACCCUGUCACUCGGGAAUGGACCCUCGAAGGAGGAGCACUAGUUUUGGCUGAUAGAGGAAUAUGUUUGAUUGAUGAGUUCGAUAAGAUGAAUGAUCAGGAUAGAGUGAGUAUUCAUGAAGCAAUGGAACAGCAGAGUAUUAGCAUAUCGAAGGCUGGCAUUGUCACAUCUCUCCAGGCCCGCUGUUCUGUUAUUGCUGCUGCAAAUCCUAUUGGAGGAAGAUAUGAUUCGUCGAAGAAUUUCACGCAAAAUGUGGAAUUGACAGAUCCAAUCAUUUCUCGAUUUGAUGUACUCUGUGUGGUCAAGGAUGUGGUUGAUCCAGUCACUGAUGAGAUGCUUGCAAAGUUUGUUGUUGAUAGUCAUUUUAGGUCACAAGCAAAAGGUGCUACUAUUGAUGAGAAGUCAUUUACUGAUUCACGGGAUGAUGCCCGUGCCACUAUGGCUGCAACUGAUCCUGAGAUAAUUCCUCAAGAGUUGCUAAAGAAGUACUUAACUUAUGCAAAGUUGAACGUAUUCCCAAAAUUACAUGAUGCGGACUUGGACAAGCUCACACAGGUUUAUGCUGAAUUAAGGAGAGAAUCUUCGCAUGGACAAGGAAUUCCCAUAGCAGUGAGGCACAUUGAAUCGAUGAUAAGGAUGUCUGAAGCCCAUGCAAGGAUGCAUCUUAGACAACAUGUUACUCAAGAAGAUGUGGAUAUGGCAAUUCGUGUCCUUCUGGAUUCAUUUAUAUCAACCCAGAAAUUUGGGGUGCAAAAAGCAUUGCAAAAGAGCUUCAAAAAGUACAUGACAUACAAAAAAGAUUUCAAUGCUAUCAUUCUUCACCUCCUACGUGGGCUUGUAAAAGAUGCACUGCAGUUUGAGGAAAUUGUUUCAGGUUCUGCUGCCAACCUAGAUCAUAUUGAUGUGAAGGUUGAGGAGCUACAAAGCAAGGCACUUGAUUAUGGCAUGACUGAUCUCAAAGCAUUUUUCUCAAGCAAUGAAUUUACUAAAGCAAACUUUGAGUUGUACGAGGAUCAGGGUAUCAUAAGACAUCGCCUUCCAGCUCGAUGAGUUAUGUAUUGUUUCAGAUUUAGUCAUAUGGCUGGUUAAUCUAGUUUUCUUAAAUUGUAUACAAAUGAAUGCAGAACUCUGAGACGUUCUUAACAUUUGAUCAGUUUUAGCUUCUACAAGGAAAAUUUAUUGUUUGCUUUUUGUUGUACUUGUAUUACAGAUAACUCAAUUAAGUUGUUUCAACAGUGAAAAGAUCCUUUAAUAUUAACAAUUGAGCCCAAAAA
Messenger RNA from Solanum tuberosum (potato), 3155 nucleotides. Its product is annotated as DNA replication licensing factor MCM2. Gene Ontology annotation, cellular component: MCM complex; nucleus. The transcript has 17 exons. NCBI's taxonomy places the organism in Eukaryota, Viridiplantae, Streptophyta, Magnoliopsida, Solanales, Solanaceae. The record is from RefSeq and is a predicted model, not a curated record. Gene Ontology annotation, biological process: DNA replication; double-strand break repair via break-induced replication; mitotic DNA replication initiation. Gene Ontology annotation, molecular function: single-stranded DNA helicase activity; single-stranded DNA binding; ATP binding. The coding region runs from base 64 to 2931 and encodes 955 amino acids.